This is a messenger RNA of Ilex paraguariensis (yerba mate), 195 nucleotides long. The record is from the annotation of a GenBank genome assembly. Lineage: Eukaryota; Viridiplantae; Streptophyta; Magnoliopsida; Aquifoliales; Aquifoliaceae.
GAGAUGAUUGAAAAGAUGACGGAAAAUGAUCGGAACGGUGCUAGAGAUUUGCUUAAGCGGCACCGACCUUUGAUAUCAGAGAAUGACCGGAAGAGGUUGUCAGAGAAGGAGGAGGAGGAGAAGAAGAAGAAGAGCUUCAAAAGUCUUGAUAUAAAGGAUCUCUCGCAGGACAAUUACAGAGUAUACUAUCCUUGA